CCUGAACACUCGGUCUCAUUCCGCCACGGUCCAGCCUGUCGGGAAGGGGUUUCAGCUCAACUGCUCCGCAUUAGUCUUUUCAUUUGGAAACAGAACCGAAAGUUUAUAUUGUAACUUUUUUUUAUUUAUUUAAAGUAAACCAACGCGUCUAUAUUGUUUAACGUUUAUCUGUGGUAAUUUGUACUGAAAAGGAAUAGCUAAUUUUGCCGUUCGAGAUCAGCCGGUGGCGCUAACAAAGAAAAUUGUUUCUCUCCAGCAAUAAUCCCCCACUAUUCUCUUUAGUUAUGAGUCAUGUGGUCGUUGAUAAUCCACACGGUCUAGAUCAGCAGCUCGCUGCCCUAGACUUAAACCCUGACGGUCAAGGCGGAGGAACUGGCAGACGCUACAUUCCACCUCACCUGAGGAACAAAGAAGCAGCCAAAAAUGCAGGAAAUUCUUAUUCCGCUGGUAAACAGUGCGGUUAUUCAGUGGCACCAGUAAAUUUCUAUGCCCCUAAGCAGUGCCCCCAGCCAUGGCAGGCUGAAUGCCAGCAAACACAGGGAAAUAGCUGCUCUUCAGGAUGGGAUGACUGUACCAUGGGUUACCCAAGACUGGCCUCUCAGGAGCUUGUCUUUUACCAUGCCUACAGUGGCGGGUGGCGAAACACAUGUGAUUCACCUGGAUGGGACGGCGGACGCACCAAUGGAUUUGUGAAUGGUUUCCAUGACAACCGAACAAAUGGGGGUUUUGGAGGGCGCGGGCCCCCUCGCAAUGACAGAGGUGGGCGUGGCGCCUACCGUGGUAACAGGGGUGGAGGCUCGUUUAUUCAACCAUUGCAAAAUGCAGGGUUUGGAGGCUAUGAAAACAAAGAUGGAGGCUGGGGAGGAGCUCCUAGAGACGCCGCCUACAACAGCUUCGGAGGACGCAACGAUCGGUCAAAGUCUAACUUCUUCAACGACCGCGGGGCCGGCUCCAGGGGACGAUACGAGCGUGGGGGUUUCUCUGGUGGAGGAGGGGGCCGCUGGGCCGAGGACUCCAGAGAAAACGACUGGUCCAAGCCCACCGCACCCAAUGAGCGUCUGGAGCAUGAGCUUUUCUCCGGAGGCAACACCGGCAUCAACUUUGAGAAAUACGACGAUAUUCCCGUGGAGGCGACCGGAUCCAACUGCCCACCGCACAUCGAGAGCUUCCAUGACGUGGACAUGGGGGAGAUCAUCAUGGGGAACAUCAACCUGACCAGCUACACUCGUCCCACUCCGGUCCAGAAGUACGCCAUUCCCAUCAUCAAGAUCAAGAGAGACCUGAUGGCCUGCGCCCAGACCGGCUCUGGUAAGACUGCUGCUUUCCUGCUGCCCGUUCUGAGUCAGAUCUACGCAGAUGGGCCAGGAGAGGCUCUGCAGGCCGCAAAGAACGGAGGACAGGAUAAUGGAAGGUAUGGCCGCCGUAAGCAGUACCCCAUCUCCCUCAUUUUGGCUCCAACCAGAGAGCUGGCUCUGCAGAUCUAUGAGGAGGCCAGGAAGUUUGCCUACCGCUCCCACGUGCGUCCCUGCGUGGUGUACGGCGGCGCCGACAUCGGCCAGCAGAUCAGGGAGCUGGAGAGAGGCUGUCAUCUGCUGGUGGCCACGCCAGGACGUCUGGUUGACAUGAUGGAGAGAGGCAAGAUCGGCCUGGACCACUGCAACUACCUGGUGCUGGAUGAGGCUGAUCGCAUGUUGGACAUGGGCUUUGAGCCUCAGAUCAGGCGCAUCGUGGAGCAGGACACCAUGCCACCAAAGGGCAUGCGCCAGACCAUGAUGUUCAGCGCCACCUUCCCCAAAGAGAUUCAGAUUCUUGCCCGGGACUUCUUGGAGGACUACAUUUUCCUGGCAGUGGGUCGGGUCGGCUCUACUUCAGAGAACAUCACACAGAAGGUGGUCUGGGUGGAAGAGAACGACAAAAGAUCGUUUCUUCUCGAUCUGCUCAACGCCACAGGUAAAGACUCGCUGACUCUGGUGUUCGUGGAAACAAAGAAAGGAGCCGACUCUCUGGAAGACUUCCUCUACCGGGAGGGUUACGCCUGCACCAGUAUCCAUGGAGACCGGUCCCAGCGGGACAGAGAGGAGGCGCUGCAUCAGUUCCGCUCCGGACGCUGCCCCAUCCUGGUGGCUACAGCUGUGGCUGCUCGAGGUCUGGACAUCAGCAACGUGAAGCACGUGAUCAACUUUGAUCUGCCCAGUGACAUUGAGGAGUACGUUCACCGUAUUGGCCGUACGGGACGUGUGGGCAACCUGGGUCUGGCCACGUCGUUCUUUAACGACAAAAACAGCAACAUAACCAAAGAUUUGCUGGACAUCCUGGUUGAGGCCAAGCAGGAGGUUCCCUCCUGGCUGGAGAGCCUGGCCUACGAACACCAGCACAAGAGCACCAGCCGCGGGGGCCGCUCCAAGAGGUUCUCCGGUGGUUUUGGCGCUAGAGACUACCGUCAGUCAUCAGGCGGCUCUGGAGGCUUCGCUGGAAACCGCUCAGGACGCAGCGCCGGGGGUCACGGAGGAAACCGCGGCUUCGGUGGAGGUGGCUUUGGAGGCAACUUCUACAGCAGCGACGGCUACGGCGGAAACUACAACCCCUCCGGUAGUGUCGACUGGUGGGGGAACUAGGCGCCAUAGGAAGAGGUUGUCAUGCCAACCUAAUGGAAACCACAUGUUAACUUAAGCCAGACCAUAACAACCCUCCCUAUGUAGCUUCACUGACAGACAGUACACACCGACCCUGGUUCUCUGCCCUCGGCUUCUCUCAGAGGAAGCGCGGCACGCAGCAGCGAGGACCACCAGCACGCGCCUCGCACCGGGGGGCCGCAGAGAUUUGCACACCUCAGAGCGAGCAUGGAUGCUUACAUGCAACGUCCGACAGCAACCUCGGACUUCCACUGUUCAAAGUAUUUUUGUUCUGGCUGCGGGGGAGGAACCCCCCCACAGCCGGCUGAGCUGAGGAUCAUUUGUAUGUUGAUGUACUGUGCCUUCUUGAAUUGAAACAGGAAAUAUAUGUUGUCAUUUCACCAGAUGGCCAAGAGCUCUAAAUUUGUUUUAACUAUUUUGUUUAAAAAGAGAAGAAAAAAAAAAGACCUAGAAAAGUAAACUAAGCUUGGACUUAAACCUUGGCAGACCUUGGUGUCGUGGCUCCUGGAGUCACGAUUCCAUUUGAACCUCAAAUUUCUAACAUGUCGCCUUUUUUUCUAUCGUCAAACAGCUGACUCAGCAGUUAGUCCCCCCAAACCGGGCCACUCUGAAGCAGCUGUCGGGGCGUCCCGCGGGGGGGGCGCAGUUUUCCUUUCUGCUCACUCUAUCCUGGACGGGCUGUGCUGAGGACGCGGCCGUCUGAUUUCGCCAUUCCGAACGUUUAAUCUUAAACACCAAGUCGUUAAGCUCAGUGCCGACCCAGAAACCAAUGCUGGAACUCCACUCUCUGAUUGACUUGACAGUGUUACGGCAGCUAGUAUGCUACCAAGUGCUAGCUACUUUAAGUGAACGGUGUUUUUUUUUUUUGUUGCUUUUUACUUGACGUGUUUUCGGUGCAGGCAUAUGCAAAAAAAUUUCAAAGAAAACGUUUUUUUUUUUUUUAUCGUUCCGCUACAAUUGUGCGUCAGAGCAAUGCCUGCCAUCUUGAAAGUGAAGUUCAAAAUGGCUGCACAAAAGGACCACAGCAUUGGGGGGGAGGGGCAGGGGUCUCAGCGCGGCAUUAACUAAAUCGGCCCGAGGCCCCCCCGACGGUAUUCUACACUUUGCGAGUGUUUUGUUUUUUGGUCAAGGAGGAAGGACGCGUGAACAGAGUCGCAGGCUUAACUUAAUUACAAACAUUUUCUCUUUUCAAGCUGCGUUGGAGGCACGGCUCGUCGUUAGGAGCGAUCACUGAGGUUUUCAAUUAACCAGCAGGAAAAGGGAAGGGAGGGGUGGGGGGGGGCAGCACUCCAACCACAGGGUGGGGCGGGACUUUCAGUGCGCCGCCAUUGGUUCACAUAGGAGGCCAAAGAUGGAGGCGUCUCCGCCUCCUUCACGGGACAUUUUAGCAUCAGGAAACAAACGGACUAGUGAAGCCGGAGCGCCGCCUCCUCUCAGAGGAGCAGGAGGCGACCAAACGCUCCCAGUCCUCAUCAGGUGUGAUGUGCCUUGAAACCUUUAUUUUUCUUCACGGGGGGGGGGGAGAGAAGCCCCCCGAUCUAGAAGCGGAUGCACUGACAGUAUUGAGACAGACUGGUGCUACUUGAAACGCGUGUAGGCCCGUGUCCGUCUCGCCCAUCCAGUUUUACAGAAGUUGUUUUAUUGCACAUCUAGAGUUUUAUAUAGACGUCUCUGAAAUGUGUCCUUAAGCUUCCAGGUGUCGUGUGCGAGGAGUGUGUGAAAAAAAAACGCAGCUUGUUUACAAAGGGGAAGGGUUCUCAACGUUUAAACCCGGGAUUUAUUUGGGACCAGGGGGGUUUAGCAGUCGGGGGGGGAAUUUAGCCAUUUGCACAGAUUUCUAGAUUCUACUUUUGCUGCUAGUUUUGUGUAAUUUAUUAAGCAUUUUUGACAAAUAUUUAUUUUUGUAAGCCUCAAAGUGAUUCUUUGAAAGUUUCAGAAACUUGACCAAAAGACCGUACAAAAAAACACUGGCACUUGAAUGUUGAAUGUCACCUGUAUGCGUGAAAUUUCUAUAUUUCGGGGUAGCGUGAGCUUUUUAAAUGUAUAAAAUCCGUUGGACUCAGUAUCUAAAAUCCACAGCUGUUUCCGAGGCCUCCACAUGGCCAGCCAUCUAUUAGAAUCUACUAAUUGGUCAUCGAAAUUCAAAGUGAAUUUGAGCAAAACAUGCCAAGGUUUGGAGUUGAGCUUUCACGAGAGCAAAUAAAUUUCCUAAGCAUAUCGGUGCAGAAGUGUUCGGAUUCUCCAAAUGUGUGCAUUAAUCUUUUAGUCGAAUUUGACCGGGGGGUUUUUCUAGUCAAUGUCUGGCACAUGGCAAUCCUUAAAGAAACAAACAUGUGGUUUAUUCUCCUUGUUGUAUUUGCUUAUAUCGCGUCUCUCGAGUUCUCCGGGACUGUGGAACCGAGUCGUGUUUCUUUUUUUUUUUUUUUGUUUGUUUUUUUUAGCUUCGUCUCUCCAGCAGCCGUCUGAGACGCUGCGGCCGAGCCGAAGACUUUGUUGCACAAUCUGCCGAGAACCCCAGAGCUGUUUAGACGUAGACUUUUUGCUUUUUCUGUACUAGCCGCCAGGCUGCUGCACUGCAUGGGAAAAAGUACUCAGCUGUGCAAACUUGUAAGGUUUUACCAAAUAAAAUGUUUGAAUGCAAAAGUA
Messenger RNA from Fundulus heteroclitus (mummichog), 5279 nucleotides. RefSeq names its product DEAD-box helicase 3 X-linked a (gene ddx3xa). Gene Ontology annotation, biological process: gamete generation; cell differentiation. NCBI's taxonomy places the organism in Eukaryota, Metazoa, Chordata, Actinopteri, Cyprinodontiformes, Fundulidae. Gene Ontology annotation, cellular component: nucleus; P granule. The record is from RefSeq and is a predicted model, not a curated record. Gene Ontology annotation, molecular function: ATP binding; RNA binding; RNA helicase activity. The coding region runs from base 285 to 2615 and encodes 776 amino acids. The transcript has 21 exons.